Oikopleura dioica is the source of this 1878-nucleotide messenger RNA. Lineage: Eukaryota; Metazoa; Chordata; Appendicularia; Copelata; Oikopleuridae. The record is from the annotation of a GenBank genome assembly.
AUGCUCGAAGAGACGAAAAACUGGGCCACAAAAAAUAACAUCACAGAAAUGCUCCUGGAAAACGUCAAAACCUCCCAGCUGGAUUUUCCGCACUACAAGAGAGUAGGAGACUACCUCCUGGGAGAAAAACUUGGAGAAGGCAGCUUUGCGAAAGUGAGGGUUGGACUACAUGUGCUUUCUGGAGAAAAGGUCGCCGUGAAAAUCAUCAAUAAAGAAAAAGCGCGGAAAGACCCGUAUGUCUUCAAAAAUCUGCGGCGCGAAGGACGCCUCCUCCAGAGGGCUCAUCACAGACACGUCAUUACUAUCCUCGACACUUUGGAAACGGAGAACAACUACUAUUUAAUCACCGAGCUCGUCUCCGGCGGAGAAAUGAUCGACAUGGUAGAAGGCUCCCGCGGUCUUCCCGAGCACCAAGUCCGCCGGUACAUCAUUCAAGUCCUCGUCGCCCUUCAGCAUCUCCAUACUCAUGGCCUGGUUCACCGAGAUCUCAAGGUCGAAAAUCUGCUCUUGGACGAGCGUGGGAACAUCAAGAUCAUCGACUUCGGCCUGUCGAAUUUUAUGCCUGGCCAUGGUGAGAAUCAAAACUCAUCAAAAGAGGGACUUACAACACAAUGUGGUUCACCUGCAUAUGCGGCACCGGAACUGCUGGCGAAGAAGGUCUAUGGUCCAAAAGUCGACGUUUGGUCCGCCGGGAUCGUCGCGUACGCCCUUCUGACCGGGCGGUUGCCCUUCACCGUCGAGCCAUUUAAAAUCUCCUCGCUCUAUAAAAAGAUGGUCGCUGGUGAAAUGAACCACCUGCCAACUACGAUUUCGAAGAAUUGCAGAGAGUUUAUUUCUAAGAUUCUCGCGGCUAAUCCAGACAAGAGGCCUACUGUUGAUGAAGCGCUCAGUCAUAAAUGGCUCAAAGAAGCGACUGACUACAGCCAACUUGUCGCCACCAAUACGAAUCUCUCCGCCGAAGAAGACGAAAGAGUUCUCAACUCCGAUGUGAUCAAAACCCUUACUUCCUCCCUCGGCUUCAACUUUUCCGAAGUCAUCACUUCCGUCCAAAAGCAUCGUCCAAGCCGCGCUUUCGCCGCAUAUGAGCUCUUGACCCGCAAAGCAGAGCGCACCGCCACCAAGUCGAAUGUUGUCUCCCUCAGAGACGUUCGGAACGAAAUGGAGCGAAACAGAACGAAGCCAAAACCGAGUCAAAACGAGAGUGACUCUGGCUUUGAAAAUAAAUCGUCGUCGAGUGAAACUGAUGUGGCGAAUAAGAAACAAACGAAGAAACAGCCGAAGACGGAGAUUUCGUUGGAUGUGACGGAUCUAGAAUCGACAAAUAAGAAGCAAGCGACAGAGACUUUCGUGAAACAGGCUCCUGUUAAAGCAGUUUUACCCUUAAGACCGCUGAACAGCAAGCCAAUCAGAUAUCAGCCCGGCCCGCCCUCGCAGCGCCCUCCCCUCCCUACAGCUAAUCAAAAAGCUGGCUUCCGUCUUCCAAGAAUCGACGGCUCUCUGGAACGUGUGCCCAAAGCACCGACCGGUGGAAACCGACUGAUAAGUAGCAUCGAUGUCGAGCAUCGAAUGUCCCACUACGACGAUGUCGUCCGCCCGUCCAACCGCGUCAACGGAUGCAUGCCCCGCCACCAUUUCGGGAGGAACCCAGUCAGAAAAUCAAACACCCUCGAUCGAAACUACAAAAACGCUUCUUCUCAAAAUAGCAAUAAUCACAAUAACCAGUCUACGAAUAACAAUGUCAAAAAGAAUUUAUUACAGACAUACAAAAAGUUAAACUUCCCCUUCUCAUCCGGCAAUUCAACCCUUCCAUCCCUUUUUGGCUCUUCCAGCAAUGACCGGCGAACGCGGGUUAACCCCCUAACAGCGCCAAAGCACUAA